This is a messenger RNA of Penicillium malachiteum, 645 nucleotides long. Its product is annotated as putative oxidoreductase, 2OG-Fe(II) oxygenase family. The transcript has 2 exons. Bases 1 to 645 code for a protein of 214 amino acids. The record is from RefSeq and is a predicted model, not a curated record. NCBI's taxonomy places the organism in Eukaryota, Fungi, Ascomycota, Eurotiomycetes, Eurotiales, Aspergillaceae.
AUGGAUGGGCACGAUGACCAGUCACAACAGCUUCCAUGCAGUAGUAUCAUCGCCGAACAACCGGACAACUUCCCUCGGCCAGGUAUCGUCGACUCACACAUAGUUACCUUGCGGGAUCUUACCUCCUGGUGCCAUGAAAUAGCACAAUCGAUUUUUCGAACCUUAUCAAAGGCUCUUGAGCUCCCACCGGAAGUCGCCCUGGAGACCUUGCACAAUCCCACCGCCUCGUACGACAUUACUCGCCUCUUGCGAUAUGAGGAAAACACGUUACCCGAUACACUUCUCGUGCCCCAAGCUGCCCACACCGACCUGGGUUCCCUGACAUUCUUGUUCACGGAAAUCAAUCUGGGCGAUGCAAUGAGCAUGUGGACGGAAGGGGCUUUGCAGAGUGUUCUCCACCGGGUGGCAUCCAUGCCGGGGCAGGAAAUUCAUGAGCGCUACAGCUUUGCUCUACUGAUGAGACCGACUAAUACGGCUCCUAUGUGCUCUUUGCUCCAUGAGGCGGUGCCAAAUGGACAGCUUUGUUGCGAAGAGUGGAUCAGUGCCAAGUUGAAGGCCUUGGGGGGGGGGGAGAAAGGCGGUGAUUCCGUUCGUUCUGAGUGUCGUGACGCGGAAAUCAGGAUUGGUCGACUUGCAACGGUGUGA